AGCUAACACAAUAAGACCAAAACUAUAUAAAUACCUUAACUUUCACUCCCAAACAUAGUUUUUUCCUUCAUUUUCUCUCCAAGAAAACUCCAACCCUUUUCAUAUUAUAGGAUUUGAAGCAAAACCCACAAAUUGAAAACACAAAAAAAAGAAUCAAGUUUUUAGGCCAUGAAGCGAAGUUUUCAUGAAGCAGAGCUUGAUAGUAUAACCAUGGCGAAUUGCUUGAUGCUUCUUUCUCAAAGGAAGGAAACUGCGUUUCCUUCCUUUCAAGCUAUCAAAAAUACUGGCGUUAUUAAUUCUCCUAGUCGUGUCUUUGAGUGCAAGACAUGUAACAGGCAGUUUCCUUCCUUUCAAGCCCUAGGCGGCCACCGUGCAAGCCACAAAAAGCCUAGGUUGAAUGGCGGUGGUAACAGAGAUGGAAGCUCAGAUACUCAGUCGUCGUCUUCAUCGUCUCCGGCGAAAACCAAGACCCAUGAAUGCUCUAUUUGUGGACUAGAGUUUGCUAUAGGGCAAGCCUUGGGUGGUCACAUGAGGAGACAUAGAUCAGCUGCCUUGAAUGAUCAAAGCAACUUGCGAGGUCCUGAUACUUUGAGUCUUGAUCCAACGACAAGUCAUAUCGUGAAGAAAUCUAGCAGUGGAAGGGCUUUGUGCUUGGAUUUGAACUUGACUCCUUAUGAGAAUGAUCUGGAAUUGUUUAGGCAUGGCACUAAAGCACCUCCCAUGGUUAUUGAUUGUUUCUUGUAGAUCUUCUUCAUUACACGUAAAUAUACAAUCAUAGCUCUAUAAGUUUUUCAAUUUCUUGUCUUAAUUUUUUUCUUCCUGGGAUUAAAAUUUUAUAUUAUACAGUUAGAUCUCUGCAUAUGAAUUUUUAUUUUUAAAUUAUUGUUUACUAUUAGUGAAAAUAUAUUGAUUUUCAUUUAUUACA
Manihot esculenta (cassava) is the source of this 925-nucleotide messenger RNA. Its product is annotated as zinc finger protein ZAT12. NCBI's taxonomy places the organism in Eukaryota, Viridiplantae, Streptophyta, Magnoliopsida, Malpighiales, Euphorbiaceae. The record is from RefSeq and is a predicted model, not a curated record. The transcript has a single exon. The coding region runs from base 169 to 744 and encodes 191 amino acids. Gene Ontology annotation, biological process: response to chitin; response to stress.